This is a messenger RNA of Exophiala viscosa, 1473 nucleotides long. Its product is annotated as exopolyphosphatase. The record is from RefSeq and is a predicted model, not a curated record. The transcript has a single exon. Lineage: Eukaryota; Fungi; Ascomycota; Eurotiomycetes; Chaetothyriales; Herpotrichiellaceae. Gene Ontology annotation, molecular function: exopolyphosphatase activity. Gene Ontology annotation, cellular component: cytoplasm. The coding region runs from base 1 to 1473 and encodes 490 amino acids.
AUGCCGACACUGUCAUCGUAUCUAUCUCGAGUGCGGAGCGCGGUGUGUCGUCACAGCUCCAGCCUGGGGUCACCGAAAACGAACCGCACAGGGCAGAAGACCACGCUGGUAAUGGGCAAUCCCUCGGCCGAUCUCGACAGUUUUAUCUCAGCGGUGGUGUUCUCGUACUUUUACAAUCUGAAGGCUCAACAGAAUUCCGCAAGAACGACUACGCCAACAUAUAUCCCCAUCCUGAACCUUCCGACAGUGCGGUCCAGCGAACUAUGGCGUCUCCGACCAGAAUAUGGGGUUGCAUUGAGACUUGCUCUGGGCGAGGAUGCGAGAACGAUUCGGAAGCAAGAUGCAGGAGAGCAGGGGAAGACGAGUGUGUUGGGGGAGGUUCUUACGAUUGCGGAUGUCCUUGAUGAUCGGCGUUCGACGUUGCAUAGUGUGUUCGCACCAUCACCGCCAGAGUCGAACGGGGACGAGCAGAGCAAGCUGGAGCAGGGGAAGAAGCAGGAUAUAAUCCUAGUAGACCACAACGCCCCAGCACUUGCACUGCCGGGAGUCGACGAACGGACGAUAGAGACGAGACUGAAUGUCGUCGGGUGUAUCGACCACCAUGUUGACGAGGGGUAUGUAUCAGCCGACGCAGAGCCCAGAAUCAUAACAACAGGGAUCGGGAGUUGUACGAGUCUCGUUGUUAAGCAUUUACGGGAUCAAGGAAUGUGGCCCAGCACAACAGCAAGCGAGACAACGGGUGAGGAUGACGGUGGCGAGGGUAUACGGCAGAUCGCUAGACUGGCACUGGCGCCCGUGUUGAUUGAUACGUCGAAUCUAAGGGCCAGUGGGGACAAGUGCUCGGAUGUGGAUAGGGAGGUUGUCAAGUUCCUCGAAGGUAUUGUCGCGUCGUCGAAGACGACUGGGGAUACGCCCGUUGCAACAACGGGGGCUGCAAGCACAGAGAACGGAAACGAAGCACGAUGGAACCGCGAUGCAUUCCACCAAGUGAUUGGAUCUGCGAAGGCGAAUUCCUUGGAUCUACUGAGUAUGCAGGAGGUGUUUGAUCGGGAUUAUAAAGUCUGGACUGAAGCUGGGAAACAGGGGCAGGUUAACGUUGGGAUUUCAAGUCUGGUCAAGCCGCUUUCGUGGCUGAUCGGACAUGCUGGCUCGAUCGAAAAGUUUCUCGAUGAGGUGGACAGGUUCGCUGACGAAAGGAAGUUGGGCGUAUUUUCUAUGUUGACUCGCGCUGCGGAGGGAAAGGAGGUCGUUGUCCUGGUGGAUGAGAGUGUCGACGGGGUCAUUGAGAAAUUCGAGGAUGUGGGAGGGGAAUUGAAGCUCAAACAGUGGAAAAGCGAUAAAGAGUUGAUGCAGGCAUUGGACGAGACACUCGCAAAAAGAAAGGGGAGUUGGAAGAUCUGGUGGAUGGGAGAUACGAGUAAGAGUCGGAAACAGGUUGGGCCGUUGUUGAGAGAGGCUGUCAAGACUAUCUAG